AUGUCCAAAAGGGAGGAAGAGUACGGUUUCUCCGGGCCUGGGCUGAGAAAGGGAUAUGAGUUGCUUCCCCAGCUUCUCUGUCGUCCGAAGCCGAAGCCCGAGGAGGGUCAUGAUGACUCGCUACUCAAGCAGAGCCUGUCAAAGAUCCCCCAGCCCGUCAAGCAUCUCCAGCCCUACGACCCGGCCAUCAAACGAGACAGAGGCAACAUCGACAUCAAAUCACAAAUCAGCAAUCCCACGGCUGAUCCACCAGCUAGUGUUCAGCAAACGACAAGCUGGACUUUUGUCCCCGACGACAUCAGCUCUGAUCUCAUGAAGCUCUUUCAGACCCUCGAGACUCAAAGGAAUACAGUCCGAUUCUCAACCGUCAACAGCCGCAUUGCUCCGAGUCGGCCGCGUCGAUCGGACGCGUCGGCCCUCGUGCCGCAAUCAGGCCCUGACAACUUGAGCCCAGGCUCGUACGACGACGACCAGGUCAGAGUCGCAAGAUACUGGGAGCUCGAGUGCAAGGCCGUCACGGCGGAGCCUCCGAGUGCAUCCCCGGCGGGACUCCGAGAGCGGCGAAUCCUCUUUCGGGGUUACAGGACGGCGACAGCGAGGAGGCUCGAGGAGGCGCUGAGGAGCCCGCCGGCGAAGGCAGGAGGGAGGGCGGGAGGAGAUGGUCCGACGUCGCACAAGAGCAAGUUUGAGGUGAAUGAGUCAGACGGUACAGGCGGGGGAGUAUGCAAGGCCGUGUGCCCUGAGAGGCCUGCAUGGAGCCUCGGAGUCGCUUCCUCCCAGCAGACCAGACCCCCAGCGCAACUCUGCCUCUAUUGGAGAGGGCUUGAGGUUUGA
Molecule: messenger RNA, 834 nt
Organism: Guillardia theta CCMP2712
Lineage: Eukaryota; Cryptophyceae; Pyrenomonadales; Geminigeraceae
Exons: 4
Coding region: 1-834 (277 amino acids)
Source: RefSeq, a predicted model, not a curated record